Messenger RNA from Fusarium proliferatum ET1, 1014 nucleotides. RefSeq lists its product as uncharacterized. The coding region runs from base 1 to 1014 and encodes 337 amino acids. The transcript has a single exon. NCBI's taxonomy places the organism in Eukaryota, Fungi, Ascomycota, Sordariomycetes, Hypocreales, Nectriaceae. The record is from RefSeq and is a predicted model, not a curated record.
AUGGCAACAGGAGUUAGCCACGAUCUCACUACUCAAUCAUCUCCAGAAAAGCUCUUACGUAUUGGCACAGGCUGCUGUGGAAGUGUCUGGGCUGACGCAGACUCGUCAAAAGACAACGGCACUCCCUCCUGCAUCAAAAGAGAAGACGGAGACCCGCACAGAUCCAUUACAAACGAACACUUCGUACAUCAGCUUGUUGUUCAAUCUCUUCAACUAAAUCCACAACAUGCAAGAAACUUCCGAAUACCUCUCUGCCGUGGAUUUCUGAAGAAGGAUGAUGAGGGCUGGUCUCUGGUCCUCCCCCGACUUCCACCAGGUUCAAAACCUCGUAACGCAUUGCUCAGCGAAAAGGUUCAGCCACUCUCGGAAGACGUUAGAAAGCUGUUGGUCUCCGAGUUUUCAAGAGGAGGAAGUGGCCAGGAUGCUAUAAUCAACGACAAAAAGAACGAGCACUGCCUCAUCCGCCCAUACCUUGGUCGCCCUAAGAAGGAUUGGGGAGAUACGAACCGCAGCACUUUCUUCAGUCUAAGGAACCUCCCACUUCAUCUAGACCGAAUGAUAGAGCUUGGUCUCGAUGUGCAAAGCUACGCGAAGGUCAUGGCUGAAGGCCUCGCAUUUCUUCAUUGGGUUGCACGCAUUGAUGCCAACGACGUCGAAUUCGUUCUUGCUCGUUCGCGCUCGACUUCACACUCACACCCAAACAGCCCAUUCGACAUAACUAUCUUUGGGACGCAUUCGAUGUGGAUUAUAGACUUUGAUUGCUGCAAUCCUGUCACAAUGGAUGAAAAUGGUGCUGCAACCGCUGCUGAGUGUUUUUGUCGAAACGAUCCAUAUUAUCCUCGACCUGGGUUUACGGACACUUCUGAUCAGGAGCUUUGGUGUGCUUUCAAGGACCACUAUCUAGAGGUGAGCGGGGAAAUAUUGAAGAAAGAGGAGCAGUCUGUGAAGAAUCUUCCUAAGUUAUUGAUCGGUAUUAUCGAGGAGGGGCCAAAGUUCACGAAGGAAAAUAGCUAG